AUGUCCCUUCCAGACCCCCCAGCACGCACGUCAUCCGAGGACCAAGUCCUCUGCCUCACAAUCCUAGGCUAUCGCAAACCAGGCAUGAGCGAAGAAGCCUACCGGAAACACAUGAAGGAGGUUUCAGCGCCGCUGACAACGGGGUUGAUGGUGAAAUAUGGUAUUAUGCGAUGGACUCAGAUCCACAACACGAGCUCAACCCGCGAGCUGAUGUACCAGAUCAUGGACCCGCAGAUGGCCAAUAUCGCCGACUACGACUGCUUCAGCCAGGUGGUGUUUCGCAGUUUCGAGGACUAUAAGAAGAUCAAGGAUGAUCCGUGGUAUAAGGAGCAUUUGGUCGGGGAUCAUGAGAAUUUUGCUGAUACGAAGAGGAGCAAGAUGACAAUCGGAUGGAUUUCGCAGUUCAUCGACAAGGGCGUCGAGGUUGAUGGGUUUAGAGAUACUAAGUAG
Molecule: messenger RNA, 450 nt
Organism: Aspergillus puulaauensis
Lineage: Eukaryota; Fungi; Ascomycota; Eurotiomycetes; Eurotiales; Aspergillaceae
Gene: MDPH1
Product: EthD domain-containing protein
Exons: 3
Coding region: 1-450 (149 amino acids)
Molecular function (GO): oxidoreductase activity
Source: RefSeq, a predicted model, not a curated record